Messenger RNA from Musa acuminata AAA Group (dessert banana), 2066 nucleotides. Its product is annotated as GATA transcription factor 4-like. The record is from RefSeq and is a predicted model, not a curated record. Gene Ontology annotation, molecular function: zinc ion binding; sequence-specific DNA binding. The transcript is spliced from 4 exons. Bases 346 to 1608 code for a protein of 420 amino acids. Gene Ontology annotation, cellular component: nucleus. NCBI's taxonomy places the organism in Eukaryota, Viridiplantae, Streptophyta, Magnoliopsida, Zingiberales, Musaceae. Gene Ontology annotation, biological process: cell differentiation; regulation of DNA-templated transcription.
GGUGCCCGGCCUUUGCCCCCCCUUUUCUCUUUCUCCUCGUCGCAAGUCUCCCUCCUCAAAAUCCCCCUCCCCACUCCCUGCUUUCCUCUCUUCUUACUGUGUCUCUGCGUGAGUAGCGGAGCUUGCUGAAAUAAGAAGCUACUGGUGUGCUGCUACUGCUUGAUCAUGGAGUUGGUCCGGUGAUUGCUGCUGCAGAAUUGAAGCUGUAGAGCAGCUCGUCUGCUCUCCUCUUGCUGCAAACCUUCUUGUUGCUCUUAACUGACGUCGAAGAUAUCGGGCCAUGAAGAGGUAAUGACACGUCAAACAAAUCACUCGGCGCCACGUCUGUGACGGCCCAGUCUUCAUAUGUUGACCUUUUCGUUCUUGCCAUGGAAGCCUUCCCCAUUGGUCUCCUCCUGCCUAACACCCUCUGUGCAGUACACAAGAACAUUAACAAUGACCAAAAGAACACCUCCUGCGAGUCUGGUACGGGAACGGGGCUACUGCGACCACAUGGAGGAUGUCAUGGGAGACCUGUUUGAGCACAUUGACGACUUGCUCGACUUCCCCGACGAUGUGCUGGGGCUGGUGGAGCCCUGCAACCAGAGCGCGCAUCUUUUUCUUCCUGCGGCGACUGUGCCGGCCUCUGCCGACGGGCUUUUAGGCGGCGUCGGAGAAGACUCGCUCGAUGGCUCCAGUAGCAGAAGCAACAAGUCUGGUGCUCCUUUCAGCGCUGCGGAGGACAAGCUCGGCCCAUGUGAUGAACUUGAUGUUCUGCAACUGGAAUGGAUGUCCAAAUUCCUGGACGACUCUGAUUCCUUCCCCCUCGACCUUCCAAGCUGCAACGCUGUCACCAACAAUGGCAAUGACGAAAACAGCGAUGCCCAACCCAAAGCCAAAGCUCACUCUUUCUUCCGCACCUCCAGUCCGGUCUCUGUUCUCGAAGAUAACACUAGGGGCAGCGGCGGCAGCGACUCCUCCUCGUCCUCUUCCUCCUCGUCAUCCUGGACUUCGGCUUCGUACUGCAAGGAUGCGAAGGUUCUGCUUCCUCCUAUCAGUCCUCCGGAAGCGCCUUCAGUCAUGGCCGUCCCCGCCCGCGCGCGCAGCAAGCGCCCGCGACCCGCCGCCUUCUCGCUUCGCCCCCACGUCACCAUACCCUACCUCCCGCCGUCCUCCGACGCGGUCACCGAAGUCCACCCACUCUCCGCCGACGCCAACUCCGACCCUGAGAGCUUCGGCGAGUCAUGCCCCCCGCCUCCUCCACCGAAGAAGAAAAACAGCCAGAAGACUCCGGCCGCCACUGCCGACGGGGAGGAGUCGGGCUCGCCUCCGCCGGUGAGGAAGUGCAUGCACUGCGAGAUACAGAAGACCCCUCAGUGGAGGGCCGGCCCCAUGGGGCCCAAGACUCUCUGCAACGCCUGCGGUGUCCGGUACAAGUCCGGGCGGCUUUUCCCGGAGUACCGCCCCGCCGCCAGCCCCACCUUCGUCCCAUCAAUCCACUCCAAUUCCCACAAGAAGGUGGUGGAGAUGCGUAUCAAGGCGAGCCAGAAGGUCGCCCCCGCCGGCGCCGCCAUGUCUUCCUCCUCCGACGGCUGUGAUCUCCUCGAGUACAUCCGUCGGCGGGAGUGAAACGAAGACGACAUACUUAGCUGCUGCAGUUCUUCUUUCCCCUUGAUUUAGAAGUGUAGUCAUCCCGGUUUCUGAUUUCUCUUGCUUUAUUAUUAUUAUUAUUAUUAUUAUUAUUAUUAUUAUUAUUAUUAUUAUUAGUAUUAUUCCUGUAUUCCCCUUAAAUUUUGUACAGAGGAGGGAAGCGAAAGAGAAGACGCUUUUAGAGGAGGGAUAGGCAGAGCACCACAGGUAGGAGGUAGCCGAGAAAACAAAGACAGAGGAGGAAGAGAGACAACUAGCUAUUAUAGUUAGCAGCGAGGAGAAGGGGAGGGGAGAUUAGAAGGGGCUACUGAAGGGGAACACUAGUUUGAUCGCUGGAGCUUGGUGUAUUAAAUUCUUUUUGCAGUUGAAGAUUGAUUGAUGGUGAUUACUAGGAAGAUUUAUAAAUAUAUAUAAAUAUAUUUGAUUUACAUCGACAA